AUGCAUGAUCUCGCCAACCUGGAAGGGCCGAAGCUGUUCCGCAUCGCCUCUUAUCUCACGGACGACACCAAGCGCGUGGAGGCGUUCAAGCGCUGGCUGGGCAAACUGCACAAGCUCUACCGCGGGAAGCUGCCAGAACAAUCGCGGCUGUGCAGCACUAGUACCACCAGCACCAGCACCUCUAGUAUGAGUAUCAGCAGCUCCAACUCCUCCAGCAGCUCCAAAACCUCCAGCUCUAGCGCCUCUAGCUCCAGCGCUUCCAGCUCCAGUAGCUCCAGUGCUAGCGCCAGUAGCUCCAGCGCCUCCAGCGCCGGCGCUUCCAGCUCCAGAGCCCGCAGCGCCACCAGCUCCGACAGCUCCAGUACCUCUAGUACGAGCACCUCCGGGACCAGCAGUGCCAGUACCACCAGCACCUCCAGCACCAGCAGCACCACCAGCUCCGGCAGCUCCAGUACCUCCCAAACUAGCACCUUCGAGACCAGCAGCUCUAGCUCCAUGGUACCUCCAGCUCCAGCGUCUCCAGCCGCAGUGCCUCCAGCUCCAGCAGCGCCACUCCGAAGGCGGUAG
Molecule: messenger RNA, 567 nt
Organism: Closterium sp. Yama58-4
Lineage: Eukaryota; Viridiplantae; Streptophyta; Zygnematophyceae; Desmidiales; Closteriaceae
Source: the annotation of a GenBank genome assembly